Messenger RNA from Musa acuminata AAA Group (dessert banana), 1328 nucleotides. RefSeq lists its product as uncharacterized. The transcript is spliced from 7 exons. Bases 122 to 913 code for a protein of 263 amino acids. Gene Ontology annotation, cellular component: small-subunit processome; nucleolus. The record is from RefSeq and is a predicted model, not a curated record. Gene Ontology annotation, molecular function: small ribosomal subunit rRNA binding. Lineage: Eukaryota; Viridiplantae; Streptophyta; Magnoliopsida; Zingiberales; Musaceae.
GCCUCGGAUUUUGAGCGGCUUUUUACGCUUCUGCUGACGCCUCGGAGGCCAAAAGCCGUUUCUGUUUGGGUGAAUCCCCGGUGGGGAUUAAGGGUGAGGGUUCGGAUCGAGAGCGGCGGCGAUGAGGGUGAAGAAGCAGAAGCGCCACCGCAAGGUGGUGCGGUUCUACUCGGCGUGCUUCGGGUUCCGGGAGCCCUACAAGGUCCUCUGCGAUGGCACCUUCAUCCACCACCUCCUCCACCACCGCCUUACCCCGGCCGACGACGUCAUCUCCCACCUACUCGGCGCUCGCGCCCUCCUCUUCACCACCAGAUGCAUAAUUGGAGAGCUCAGAAGCCUUGGGGAGUCCCAUUCCGAGGCCCUUGAGGCCGCCCAGCAGCUCUUCACGGCGAGGUGCGACCAUGAGAAGAGGGUCGGUGCUACGGCGUGUGUUGAGUCGGUAAUCGGAGAGACGAACUCUGAGCAUUUCUUUGUCGCCACUCAAGAUGCAGAUAUGCGUAAAAAGUUUCGGGAGGUUCCUGGUGUUCCUGUGAUAUAUGGUCUUAGAAAUUCCUUGUUCAUCGAACAACCCUCUGCACAGCAGCGACAAUAUGCCAAGUCCACCGAGGAAAAGCACUUGCAUAUGGGUGAAUCAGAAUAUCUGAAGCUGUAUAAGAGUGAUUUGAAGGGCGUAAUAACAAAUGAUUCUACUAACCGAGUAACAGAGGGCACACAGCUUACAAGAAAUAUUAGCACUACAAAAAGAAUGCUAGGUGUUGCAGAGAAAAGUAAAUUUAAGAGAAAGAGGGCAAAGGGACCAAAUCCACUCUCAUGUAAGAAGAAAAAGAAAGAUGAUACUUCAGCGCCCCAGAAUCAGAUAAGAAUAUAUGGGCAGCUUCUGGUAUCUAACCUUCAAGUCCUAGUUGCAUUCUGAAGGUUGUCUAUUAGAUCAUGAUGGUGUGGAUUCUGGUGCUACAAAGAAGAAGAUUAGAAAAAGAAAGAGGGCUAAAGAGAUAGGAAGCUAGAAGAGUUUGCAUGGUGAAGCAGAAAAAGAAGAGUUUCUGGCCCUUAAGCUCUCUUACCUGCUCCCGAUGAAGUUAUAUUGAACUUGGAACCUGGGUGGAGACUUGUGAACUGACUAUUAAUGACCAUGGAGCGUUAAACCUGGCUGCUAUCAACAAGUUUUGAUCUCAGUUUCUUAUGGAAAAUGUGCGAUGAUUAAAUGUCAGUUUUGAGUGUAUUUUUCAUGGUUUUCUUCUCGUGUUUUCUUUAGAAGGAUGAUAGAUUCUAUUGUUAUUUUGAACAAGGAUAGUUCAUCGCCAGGUUUAAUGAAUCCUUUGCACGGAGUA